Messenger RNA from Rhagoletis pomonella (apple maggot), 6396 nucleotides. RefSeq lists its product as uncharacterized. Bases 1 to 6396 code for a protein of 2131 amino acids. Gene Ontology annotation, molecular function: nucleic acid binding. The transcript is spliced from 5 exons. The record is from RefSeq and is a predicted model, not a curated record. Gene Ontology annotation, biological process: DNA integration. Lineage: Eukaryota; Metazoa; Arthropoda; Insecta; Diptera; Tephritidae.
AUGAAAAAAGCACACAAAUACGAUUUGCGAAGGCGCGUACCAGAAAAGGCGCAUACCGGCAGCGAAGAAGAGUCAUCGGCUGAAAGUUCCAUGGACGAGUCAAGACAACAAGAGGGAGCCAGUGCAGAUAGCAUGAACGCCAUAAUUGCAACGUUAAACGCACUCAGGGCUUCAGUGGAGGAGUUAAGGAACAGCACAGUGGAAAGUCAGAGGGAUAUAAUUCGUUUACGGGAAGAAAUUCAACCUCAAAGCGUCGUGGAACAAGUGCAGCCAGCACAGAGUGAGCCAAGACAAGUCAUGUCACCACAGGAGGAGGCCAGCCAGGUCGUGCCAGCUACGGAUGCGAGAGUGAAGUUAUAUGACUUACCGACAUUUAAUGGCAAUGUGGAAGAGUGGCCACUGUUUCGUGCGAACUUCGACGAUACAACAGCGAUUUUUAAGUAUAGCAAUAGGCAGAAUUUGAUGCGCCUACAGAAGUGUCUCAUGGGUCCGGCAAAGGAGGCGGUAGCAUCAAUGCUAAUCUACCCGAAUGAUGUGCCAACUGUGUUAAGCGAACUCGAAUUUAGAUUUGGAAGGCCAGACAUGCUUGUAAAAUGUCAAAUUAGCAAAUUACAACAGUUUCCACUAAUCUCCGAGACCAAGCCUGACCAAAUUGUUUUAUUCUCCUCAAGAGUGCGUAAUGUGGUAGCAUUCUUGAAGUCGGCAAAGUGUCAGCAGCACUUAGCAAAUGUUACUUUAUUGGAGCAAAUGGUGGGUAAAUUACCUCAGGCGCGACAAUUUGAUUGGGCAAGGCAGGCGGCGACCAUACAGCCGUACCCGACGGUAGAAGAUUUUUCAAAGUGGCUUAGCGAGUUGGCUCGAAUAGCUUGCUUAAUGCCUACAGCAAGCACCUCGAGUACAAGGGUAAAUGCGCCGACAGCUAACCCUCGGCGGUUGAUGCACAUAGAACGUGCAAUAGAGUGCUAUAAUUGCAGCGGCAAUCAUUCAGUUUUCCAAUGCGAACAGUUCAAGAAGAUGGGUGUGCAAGACCGAUGGGAGCUGGUGAAAACGCUCCAACUUUGCUUCUCGUGCUUGCGAAAAGGACAUUGUACGUUAAAAUGUCGAUCUCGGAAAAGGUGCAAUGUAAAUGGCUGCCAACGGUACCACAAUCCGUUACUACAUGGUGAAGAAGCAAAAACUCAACCGGUACUUAAAGCUACACAAACAAAUGAGACAGCGCAGCCCAUAUUAAACUGUCGCCUAACACAAAGCACCUGCGGGCAACUGUUCAAGAUGUUACCGGUCAACAUUUAUGGCCCCAACGGAAAGCGAGAAGUGUUAGCGAUGUUUGAUGAAGGUUCAUCAAUAUCGAUAAUGGAAGAAAAGGUCGCCAAACAAAUCGGUGCCAAGGGUAAAGCACGUCCGCUAACGCUUCAGUGGUACGAUGACAAAGUAGUCACCGAACAAGCAUUGAAACUAAAUAUUGAAAUCGAAAAUCGCUUAGAUAUGACCAAAUUUUUAUUGAAAGAUGUGUUUACUGUGAAAGAACUGAAUUUGCCAGAGCAGUCUUUGCAGAAGGAGGACUUCGAGCACUUGAAACACUUGCCGCUCAUAAAUUACCACGCUGCGAAACCGGUUUUGUUGAUUGGACUGAAACACGCUUAUUUGGGUGCCACGUCUACAGCAGUGCAAGCUGGCAUCGAUAGUCCAAUAGCAAUUAAAACUCCAUUAGGGUGGGUCGCGUAUGGCCCUACUAAGUCGCCGUUGGCUGUAAGUCCUCGCGUCAUGCUCAUCAAAGGCUACCAACAGCUACAAAACUUGGUCGAGGAGUAUUUCGCAACCGACAGCUUCGGUACCAAUCCGGUAUCCCUCAAACUGGAAUCAGAAGAAGACGAACGAGCGCGAUUAAUUCUGGAGCAGACCACCAGACGAGUCGGCGACCAGUUUGAAUGCGGUCUACUGUGGAAAGGGUAUCCAACAAAUCUACCUAGUAGCAGGGCGAUGGCGGAAAGGCGUCUGAUGUCUGUUGAGAGACAGAUGAAAUGCAACGUAGAGUUUGGUAAGCGAUAUAGGCACGAGAUGGCAAAAUACGUAGACAAGGGUUACGCCAGGAAGUUGGGUAGCGUCGAACUUGCCGCGACACAUCAACACGUUUGGUACUUGCCCCAUUUCGCGGUCCUUAACCCCCACAAGCCAGAUAAAGUGCGAAUCGUUUUUGAUGCCGCAGCCAUGGUAGACAACGUAUCGCUGAACUCAGCUCUUUUAAAGGGGCCAGAACAAGCGCAGCCGUUAAUACGGAUAUUAUUACAGUUUCGCCAGGGGCGAGUCGGAGUGUCAGCCGACAUACGCGAAAUGUUUUCGCAGAUCAGAAUACGUCCAUCUGAUCAACACGCUCAACGGUACCUAUGGCGAGAUGGAGAUGCAAGUCAACCGAUUGAGGAAUACGCGAUGACAUCGUUAAUAUUUGGUGCUGUGUGUUCACCAUGUAUAGCAGAGCACGUUAAAAAUAAAAACGCCGAAGAUUUCCGAGCUGAGUUUCCUGCCGCCGCCUCCGCAAUUAUCACUAAGCACUACGUCGACGACUUAGUAGCCAGUUUUGACACACCACAACAAGCCGUAAAGAUCAGCCGCGAGAUUGUCCAUAUUCAUAUGAAAGCGGGAUUCGAGUUGCGGAACUUCAUUUCCAAUUGCAUCGGGGUGGAAGAAAGCAUGAACCAAACAUCGCCAGCAGUUAGAGAAGCAGUCAGCAUGGAACGUGGUGAAACAACAGACAAGGUGCUCGGGCUAUUCUGGAACACCAACAAUGACACGUUCGAAUUUCACACGAAAUUUCAUCGCGUUCCAAAGGAGGUACUUGACGGAACACGCGCACCAACGAAGAGAGAGCUACUGCGAAUCGUAAUGGCAGUUUUUGACCCGUUCGGUAUGUUGGCGGACUAUUUACUUUUUACUAAAAUUUUAAUUCAGGAGACGUGGAAACACAGAAUCGCUUGGGAUGACGUUUUGCCGCAGGAACUAAGCAAGAAAUGGGUACGCUGGUGGCAAGAGUUCCAUAAUGUUCAGCAGUUCAAGAUGCAGCGCUGUUAUUCUCCGUACAUUUUCGAUGGUGGGCGAGUGGAAGUACACAUCUUCGUCGACGCAAGUCAAGUAGCGUUCGCAGCAGCUGGGUACGUUCGCGUGGUUCACGGAAGCGAAAUCGACGUCAGCUUCAUAAUAGGGAAGACGCGCACUGCACCGGCGAAGCUACUAUCCGUCCCAAGGCUAGAACUACAGGCAGCGGUAUUGGGUGCACGACUAGCCAAAAUGAUACGCGACUGCCUUGAAUUUACAGCCGAGCGAGUAAUUUUUUGGAGCGACUCCCAAACGGUUUUGCAAUGGCUGAAUUCGUCAAAGCGGAAGUAUAGAGCAUUCGUUGCUCACCGAAUAGCAGAGAUCCUCAGCACGACAGCCCAGGAACAGUGGCGCUGGGUACCGACUUGUCACAAUCCUGCAGACGUAGCCACGCGUUCUUCAAAUACGCCGAAGUUUGACAACAAUAGCUGCUGGGUUAAAGGUCCGGCAUUUUUGAAGCUCGAUGAGGAGUAUUGGCCUACUACAACAGUAAACGCAGCAUCCGUUUUGCCAGAGGAAGUGAAGUCCGACAUCCUACUUCUCGUUCAGCCAAGCAACACCUUAAUUGACUUUUCGAAAUUUAAUUCAUUUUCAAAGCUAAAACGGACCAUAGCCUGGGUCAUAAGAGCAGCAACUCUAUUCCGUGCGAAACCACAUGCAAAGUCACAACCACCAUCAAUUCUCACUGCAGCAGAGUUACAAAGGGCCGAAUAUAUCAUAAAUCGAUCCGUACAGCGAGAAAGUUUCCCGAGCGAAAUAGCAGAUCUGACAGCGGCGCGGAAGUUAGCAAAGCAAAGCUCGCUGUAUAAACUGUCACCGUAUUUAGACGAGGAUGGCUUAUUACGAUUAAGCGGCCGCAUCGACGAGGCAUCAUAUUUACCAUUUCAAGCACGACGACCAAUUUUAUUGCCGCGAAAGCACAUUUGGUCAGACCUUAUAGUACAGCACUGCCACGAGAAGAGCCACCACCAGAAUUCCGCGAUAACAAUCAACGAGGUACGCCAAAAAUAUUGGAUUCCGGGCCUAAAAACUCUUCUAAAAGCAAUACAACGUAAGUGCCUCGUAUGUAAAAUCGAUAGGGCCCAGCCCAGUCCACCAAUGAUGGGUCAACUACCCGUCGACCGCAUUACUCCGUUUGUGCGUCCGUUUACUUUCACGGGUGUGGAUCUGUUCGGGCCAUUUAAUGUUUCCAUAGGAAGACGUCACGAGAAGAGGUGGAGCGUAAUAUUCACGUGCCUGACAGUCCGAGCUGCGCAUAUAGAAUUGGCAGAGAACCUAUCCACCGACGCCUUCAUUUUAUGUUUACGCAAUUUUGUUAAUCGCCGAGGUACUCCCGUAAGGAUAAAGAGUGACAAUGGAACCAAUUUUAUCGGCGCGCAAAAAGAGCUGAAGUCCUGCGAACGUUUGUUGGAUACAGAUCGCAUCCAAGCUGAAGCCGCGAAGCAUAGCAUCGAGUGGGUGUUCAAUUGCCCAGCGAAUCCCAGCUCAGGUGGUUGUUGGGAACGACUGAUACGUGUGGUCAAAUCGCUGUUGGCUAAGACGCUCCGAGAAGUGGCGCCAAAGGUGGGCACCCUGCAAAGUGUCCUCAUCGAAGCAGAAAAUAUAAUAAAUUCGCGACCACUAACGGAUGUGCCAGUAUUACAUGAGGAUGACGAGCCACUCACGCCCAAUCACUUCUUGCUGGGAUGUGUGAACUCGACGCAGACACCGUAUCCAGCUGACGAUAAGGAGAAGACAACGCCACUGAAGGUAAACGAUCUGGUGAUCAUAUGCGAUCCAGCACAACCACGCAGCCAGUGGCAGAGGGGGCGUGUUACGAAAGUAUUCCCCACGAAAGACGGCCAAGUACGAGUUGCCGAAGUGAAGACCAUCACAGGUGUACUGCGACGGCCAGCGACGCGCUUAGCUAAGCUUACAAUUGCAGAAUCUCGGGGAGAUUCACGGGGGGAGGGGUAUGACAAUGAGAAUCUGGAACAAAGGAAAGGUGUAUCACUUGACACAACAUCAGUGGCAAUUGAAGAAGCAGUAAAUAUCAAUAAUGGCCAAAGUGAAAGUGAAGAUAGCACAUGGUACGAAACCGAAAAUGAUACAGCAGAACAAGUACGAAACUUUUGCGACUUAACUCAAUCGAAUAUUAUUGAAAAGCGUUUACGCAAUGAACCACAAGCAAAUAUUGUUUACAGCUGUGCAUUUUUAACGACGAGCGAAGAACCGAAUACCUAUGCACAAGCUACAAAUUCAGAGAAUAGCAAAAAGCAAUGCGCGCAGAGUCAAAAAGUUAUUGAUAAUCGUUGGUUAUAUCGAAUCAAGCGAAAUCCUGACAACACAAUUGAUCGUUUCAAGGCCAGACUUGUUGCGAGAGGUUUCUUACAAAGCUACGGUGUCGACUACACGGAGACAUUCAGUCCAGUAGUCAAAUUUUCUUCGAUUAGAUCAUUGCUGGUGACAGCAGCCGAACGAAAUAUGGUUAUCAAACAAUUUGAUGUUAAAACUGCAUUUUUGUACGGUGAUUUAAGCGAGGAGGUGUACAUGAAGCAGCCAACUGGUUUCAAUGAUGGAUCGAGUCGAGUGUGUAAGCUGAUUAAAAGUCUGUAUGGACUCAAACAAGCUCCUCGAUGUUGGAAUGCAAAGUUUACAAAUUUCAUCUCAGAGUUCCAAUUCAAGGAAACCGAAGCAGAUCCAUGUGAGACCACAUUCUUAGCUCUAUUUGUGGAUGAUGUGCUGCUUUUAUCAGCAAGCAACGAAUUCAUUGAACCAGUUGUAAAGUACUUGCAGAAACAUUUUGAGAUUAAGAGGUCUGAGGCAAAUUACUUUCUUGGCUUCGAAAUAAAUCGGAUGAAUGAUGGCUCAAUAUUCUUAUCGCAAGAAAGUUAUGUUAAAAAAUUGCUAAACACCUUCGGCUUUGACGAUGCAAAUUCGGUGUCAACGCCAGUCGAUCAUCAACAGGUUUUAGAGGGAGAAAUGUUACUUGCUGCAGACAGUGAUGCUGAUUAUGCUGGCUGUGCCGAAACACGAAAAUCUACUACGGGCUACUGUCUUACGAUUGGUGCGGGUAUAGUUAGCUGGUGCUCAGAACGGCAAUCAACUGUCUCCCACUCAACGGCUGAGUCUGAAUACAUUGCGGCAUCACAAGCAUCAAGAGAACUAGUAUGGCUAAAGCGACUGCUAUCACAGCUAGACGAACAGUUGAGGUCAGAGCAACCAGUACUUUAUGUGGACAACGAAAGCGCUGUAAAGCUGAUCAAAAAUCCAGUCCUGCAUAAAAGAACCAAACACAUUGAAUGGUUUAAACAAAAGCAACUCUAA